AUGCCAUACACUGCGCCGUUGAAGACGUUGCUCUCCGCACAACACAUCGAAUACACUGAAUCGCCCACCGAAGAGACGUGUGAGCGACCCACUUUGGUCCGCUCCUCUUCGGAACGGCUUCAGAACUCCCGUUCAUACUCCUCAACCUCUUACACCCGUCGUCAUCGGAGGAGUCCUUCGAUCAAUAAACCGACAGUGCAUUCUGCUCCAGAAUCUCCGACCCGAGCAUCCUCCUCUAUCGAUCCACAUGCCAGCCUUCGACAGUCUCCACCUCCGGUGACCAACGCGAUGAUCCCUCCUGGGGCUGUAAUCUCGCCACCCGAGUCUGCCCCGAACUCCAGCGAUGAGGAAUCACCAUAUCGGAAUGGAGAGGGGUUCAAAAUGGAUGAGCUCGAGGCUGCUGUCAGAUCAAUCAAACUAAGAAGGGAGAGCUCACCAGAAAGAAUGGACCCAGAGACCACGGAGACAAAGGCACAGAAACAGACUCAGGCCUCACCCAGUGUGUCAUCAACGACCACUGCGGCCACUGAGGCUAAACCCACUCGACCUAAGCUUCCUCACUUGCCACUGUCCAAAGAAGCUCGAAGGAUCGCUCAUUCCCGAUCAUCCACUGAAACCGCCAUUGAUUUGACCCGGGAAGAGGCACUGACUAGCUCGCCCGAUGACAGCGAUGUCGACAUGACCGUAAAGCCCCCAAUGGUUCGCAAGAAGUCAGGUGAGCUUGUUCGACCUGCUCUCCGUCCUCCUUCAGCGCGACGACGACCAUCAAGCAUGCCCGGCACACCUGUCUAUGCCAAGGCAGUACAUUUUGACUCCCACUUGGAGCACAUUCGACACUUCCUCCAGCUUGACCGCCCCUUGGCCGUGAGCGCAAAUACUUCCCCGGUUGACAGCCACGACACUAAAGACGAGUUUCCUUUCGGCUCUGACUCGCAAGGCCCUUCAUGGGAAUGGGAGAUCAAGCUCGCCAACUGGCCAAAGGACAUUUCAUCCCAAGCUAAUCGCCCAGUUCGCCUCGAACGGUUGUUCUUGUCGGCUGAUAAGAGUACCUUGAUCGGCACGGUGGCCGUGGCCAACCUCGCUUUCCAAAAGUAUGUGACUGCCCGGUUCACAUUGGAUUAUUGGAGAACUACCUCCGAAGUCGGGGCGGCAUACUGCCAUGACGUUCGCCGUCAACAGGCCGCCGAUGGGUUUGACCGCUUUUCGUUCGACUUCAAGCUGAAUGAUCAAGCAAAUCUGGAGACCAAGACCAUGUUCAUGUGCAUUCGCUACAACGUGGCUGGCCAGGAGUACUGGGACAACAACGACUCAGUGAAUUAUCAAGUCGAUUUCCACAAAGUUCCCAAGACCCCCACCACCAAGUCUACCAGUGGUGGAUCUCGCCCUACUCUCCCGCGAAGCCGGUCUUUUACCAGCACCCAUACCAUUCGCCCGCAAUCGAUGCCUCCAACAUAUGAUUUUCCUGACCUUGCCGGGAAGCCAUCGUUCGCGAACCCUUUCAACGGCUCCAACGGCGCGCCUUUGACUCGGACCCCCUCGGAUGAAAUCGAUACGAUCGCACCCCCCAAGCGCCGCGAGAACUCCAAGGCAUUCGGUAACCGGUACGAUUUCGGAGCGUCAUUGUCUGCAGCCAUGCGGUCAAAGGCACCUGUGGAUCGGACCACCCUGGCUGCCCGUGCGAAAUUUGGAGAGCCCGCGGAGCCGACUCCAAAGCCAACCAAGAAGACUGCUAGCUUUGAUGGCCCUGGUCCUGCAGUGAGCGAUAACUCCCGCGUUGGAGGUCGUGCGGAAGAUCUGAAACCUUCCUCUUUGGUAUCUAGCAAGCCACGUCUCGAGUCCACUGUGUACCAGGAGUUGGUCGAUAAGUACUGCUUUUAUGGAUCGCCGCAAGGUUCGAACAUAAAGGCACCACCAACUACCGCAACCACCCGGGAGGGUGAAGCCCCGAAGCACAUCUCUGUACCAGCCUGUCCUUCUCCGCCCCUAUCUCCCCGCUCCCCGGCUGUCCUCAAAGCCCCCACGGCCGAGGCACCUCGUUCCGUUAGCCCCCGCACCUCUCCGCGUCCUUCGCCUUCCCCUAUGGGGUACCGCUAUUCUUUUAACCGCGGUUUUAUGAAUGACCCUCACUCUUCAACCGUCAUUAGAGGGUGA
This is a messenger RNA of Penicillium soppii, 2151 nucleotides long. RefSeq names its product protein phosphatase regulator GAC1. NCBI's taxonomy places the organism in Eukaryota, Fungi, Ascomycota, Eurotiomycetes, Eurotiales, Aspergillaceae. Bases 1 to 2151 code for a protein of 716 amino acids. Gene Ontology annotation, molecular function: protein phosphatase 1 binding; glycogen binding. The transcript has 2 exons. Gene Ontology annotation, cellular component: protein phosphatase type 1 complex. Gene Ontology annotation, biological process: regulation of glycogen biosynthetic process. The record is from RefSeq and is a predicted model, not a curated record.